AUGAGGGAAGCCGAGAGCAUCGUGACCAAGAUCAAACAGCAGCAGUACCAGGAACUGCUGUGUAGAGACCAGCUCACCAUUGAGAAGGGAGAGGGGAAGAUAUUCCUACACUAUGAUGAGGAGGAGAUCACGUUCGCGCCCACGUAUCGUUUCGAGAGAGACACACGCGAGAGAUAUGCCUACACCAAGGCCAAAGCCACUGGGACUAAAUACAAUCUACCAUCAUGGUGUGAUCGUGUUCUACGGAGGUCCUACCCCUUGGUUCAUGUGUUCUGUCAGUCAUACGGGUGCACCAAUGACAUUAUGACCAGUGACCACUCUCCAGUUUUCUCCACGUUUGAAGUUGGAGUGGCAUCACAGUUUGUCUCCAAGCACGAUCCCAACAGUGUGUCUCAGGGUGGGAUCAAGUUCAUGAACUGUGUUGCCACCCUCAUGACAAAGUCCAAGACCAAGUUCUUCAUCGAAUACCACUCCAGCUGCUUAGAGAAAUUUGUCAAGAGCUCAGAAGGAGAGAACCAAGAUCACUCUGAUGGGAACAUCAAGGUUCGGUUUGGAAACCAAGUUGAGCUCAUCCCUAUCAUCUCAGACCCAGAGUAUUUGUUGGAUCAGCACAUUCUCCUGUGUGUCAAGUCCACAGACUGUGAUGAAUCCUAUGGAGAGGGCUGUGUGGCUCUGCGAGCGGCAGAGUCCUCCUACACAGAGUUCCACGUGACGCUGACGCACCACGGCGAGCGGACAGGCACCCUGACAGGGGGUGUACAACUGCGCACCUCUGGGGGCAAACAGACCGAGAAGUUAUACGAUUUCAUCCAAGUGGAAAGGGAUGAUUCUGGCACCCCAAAAGGGAAAGGUCUGGAUAACAACAGCAAGUUCGCUCUUCCCCAUCCCAUUGAUAUCACCAACCCCAAUUACAUGGGGGUGGGCUACAAGUCUGGAGGUGUGACAGACAGGGGCUGGAGCUACAGCAUGUCCCCCAGAUCAGGCUCCGGAGGUGGGGGUGGUGUCGGUGGGCACGGGGGCAAGGACCAGACCCAUGGAAACAUCUUUCCCAAAAAGACUGUCUACGACCACAGCGCUGUGCGAAGCCCCACUGGAAAAGCAACGGAUAACGUAGGUGAGGACGGGAAGCCAGCGGAGAUGUUUGACAACCCUCUGUACGGCUCCAUGGGAAAGUCUGGAGGAGGAGCUAAAGAGUCACCAGACCCUCAGUCCUCCAAGGAACACCUGACCCCUCCAGACCCCUACUUCUCCUUUCCCAAACCCUCUGACCAGGACCCUGACCGGCCCCCGGUCCCCACCCCGCGUAACCGCUCUUACACCUGUUCUGAGACCAAGCCCCAGUGUUCAGCCCCUAAUUCCUUCGCCUCCCUCCACCCCCUGUCCUACACCAAGAACCCUGUGAAGCCGUCACGCUCCGAGGGGGGCAUGGUACUAACGGCCAAUAAGCCGCCUCUGCCCAUGAAGUCCCGCCCAGGCCAGGCGGAGGCCACGUCCACUAAGCCCAGAGACUACCGAGACAGCUCGGAGCUGCCCAGCAAACUCCGCCCACCUUCAAGGCCCAUCCAGCCCCUCCCCAAAGAAGCGCUUCACGAGACGACUCAACCCUCGAAGAUGGGCCGUUCAGUGAAAUGACUGUCUUGCUCCUGUCCUAGACGUUGGAAAUUAGAUGUUAAAUGGAGGGCUAGUGACAGAUGAUAACUCAAUACAACUUCUCACCCAGUCACUCCACUGCUCAUCCUACUGACUCUCCCUAAACAUGUUUCUGUACAAAACUCCUCGUUCCCUUUUCCAUACGCGUUAGGCUAUAUUACUGCAAGUCCAUAAGACAUUUUAUGAAUUGUCUUCAUGUCACCACUCUUUUUUAUCGUGAUUUUUGUAGAGUCCUCCGAUACAAAGUAUCAUUGUUCUGUUUUUGCACAGACGUUGACCACCACAAGAACUCUUUAGAUUAUAGGAAUCAUUUUGAAGACUUGCUUGCAACAAUCUGAAUGUGUCUUCCUUGUAUCUGGUGUUUGGUCAAAUCAGUACUAUUAAAUUUAAA
Molecule: messenger RNA, 2041 nt
Organism: Salvelinus namaycush (lake trout)
Lineage: Eukaryota; Metazoa; Chordata; Actinopteri; Salmoniformes; Salmonidae
Product: phosphatidylinositol 3,4,5-trisphosphate 5-phosphatase 1-like
Exons: 13
Coding region: 1-1632 (543 amino acids)
Source: RefSeq, a predicted model, not a curated record